Arvicanthis niloticus (Nile rat) is the source of this 378-nucleotide messenger RNA. The record is from RefSeq and is a predicted model, not a curated record. NCBI's taxonomy places the organism in Eukaryota, Metazoa, Chordata, Mammalia, Rodentia, Muridae.
AUGGGACAGUCGGAAGCUGCAGCCAGCGAGUGGGCGGGGCGAGCAGGCCUGGGAGGGCUCAAAGGCGAGGUGGAAGGAUACAUGAGCGGUGGUCGGAACUACUUUCAGGAGGAGGUCACGUGUGGUCCUAAUGAUCUUUCCUGCCCCCCUCUCCCGUGUGGGCUGCUGGACCCCUCUCUUCCCGGCCGGAGCGGAGAACAGCACCCACGAGCCGUCCGCAGGAGCGCUGUCGGGGCCAAGCGCCUGGGGAGCUGGUUACACAAGCAGCCACAUCCAAGCACGUGCCCCCGCCACCCCUCUCUUCUGGCCGCCGCCGGUUUGUGCACGCUGACGCGGAGAGUCCCCAAGCUGUUCCUCCCUUUCGCUUGUAACCCAUAG